GUUUUCGUGAAAAUUGUAUUAUUUAUCUUCUUAUGAAUGCCUGCUAGAUAUAAUGAUUGUCAGAAUAGCGAUGGUGGGGACCGGUUCCCCUCCGUCGCCAUUUUCCCCAGGGAAGCCAGAUUUGCACCCGGUUGUACAGUUCCUUACAGUACAUUUGCUUUUCUUUGAUUUUUGGGAGGUUAGAGCGAGACGGACUUGCUCUAAUGUAUUAAACAACACAACACCAGAAAGACUAAAAUCGAAAGAAAUGGUAAAUUCUCCAGACUAUUUAGGACCCAAAGAUGUUGAUUCUGAACAGAAACCAGACAACUCUGAAGAAAAUAAGGAUGAUAAUGAAUCAGAGAAGUCUGUAAAAACAAGGGGUGAUAGUGUAAAGUCAAAUGAUAGCGAUGUAGAAGGAAGUCCAGCUCAAAAAGAAGAUAAUAGUGGUUCUGCUUCUGAGCCAGAAGAUAGUGUAAAAAAAGCAAAACCGCUAAUAGAUUCAGAUUCAGAAAGUGAACCACCAGAAAAAGAAGCUUUAGCUCCAACAGCAGAUGCUCUUUUUGGAGAUGCUAGCGACAUAAGUACAGAUGAUGAAAAAGACAAAGAAGAAAGGAAGAGAGAAAAAAGUCUAAGUAAAAGUAGAAGUAGAAGUAGAAGUAGAAGCAAAAGUAAAAGCAGAAGUCGAAGUCGAAGUAAAAGCAGAAGUAGAAGUAGGAGCAAAAGCAGAAGCCCAGAUAGAUCCGACAGUGGUGGUGAGGGUCCUAGUCAAGCAGUUAUUGAAGAUGAUGUGGAUAAAGAAAAGGAAGAAGAACCUGAACCUCCACCAGAAACAAGAAUUGAUGUAGAGAUUCCAAAAAUCACAACAGAUUUAGGUCGUGAAAUACACUUUGUUAAGCUUCCGAAUUUUCUUUCUGUAGAAACACGACCAUUUGAUACAGAAACAUAUGAAGAUGAAAUUGAUGAGGAAGAGACUUUGGAUGAAGAAGGACGAGCUAGAUUAAAAUUAAAAGUUGAAAAUACUCUUAGAUGGAAAGAAACUUUUGAUGACGAGGGUAAAGUUGUUAAGGAAAGUAAUGCCAGAUUUGUAAAGUGGUCCGACGGUAGUAUGUCUUUACACCUGGGUUCCGAAAUUUUUGACGUGUAUAAACAGCCACUUCAAGGCGAUCACAAUCAUCUUUAUAUUCGUCAAGGAACUGGUCUCCAAGGUCAAGCAGUAUUCAGAACUAAAUUGACAUUCCGUCCACAUUCUACAGAAUCUUUCACUCAUAGAAAGAUGACUAUGUCUCUGGCAGAUAGAUCACAAAAAACUUCUGGUAUAAAGGUUUUGUCUCAAGUAGGAACUAAUCCAGAUCAAAAUAGAUAUGAAAUGAUUAAAAAAGAAGAAGAGAAACUACGAAUGGCAAUGAGAGUACAAAGUAAAACAAAAAAGAGUACUGCAGGUAGAGGAACAACUGGAAGAUCCGUGAGUGGAUAUGGUGGUGAUGCUUACCAUGAUGAUGGCUCCGAUGAUGAAGGUGCAAUUUCUCUCGCAGCGAUUAAGAAUAAAUAUAAGAAAGGAAUAAAUAUUCCUGUCAAAGCGUCAAAUAUAUAUUCGUCAGACGAGGAAGGUUCAGAUUUUGAAACCUUAAGACCGAAAAAGAACAUUAAAGGAAAAGUUCUUAAAGAUUCGGACGAAGAAUCGAAUUCCGGAAGUGGUUCAGAAAGCGAAAGAGAAGAUAACAAUCAGGGUGACAAUGCUAGUGAUUAAAAUACCAAUUUUAAACUAUGAUAAGCUAUUUUGUAAUAUAGUUGAAUAAAUCCAUACAUUUUCUGAAA
This is a messenger RNA of Megachile rotundata (alfalfa leafcutting bee), 1797 nucleotides long. RefSeq names its product Another transcription unit (gene Atu). The record is from RefSeq and is a predicted model, not a curated record. Gene Ontology annotation, biological process: transcription elongation by RNA polymerase II; positive regulation of transcription elongation by RNA polymerase II. NCBI's taxonomy places the organism in Eukaryota, Metazoa, Arthropoda, Insecta, Hymenoptera, Megachilidae. Gene Ontology annotation, cellular component: nucleus; Cdc73/Paf1 complex. Gene Ontology annotation, molecular function: RNA polymerase II C-terminal domain phosphoserine binding.